UGGAGCUGCUGGCUGUGUCUGAACACAGAGCUUGCAGCCUGUGUGAGUGCAAGGGGGGAGCCAGCAGGGAGGGAGCAAGGCAGGCAGGAGAGAGGAGAGAGAGAGAGAGAGAGAGAGAGAGAGAGAGAGAGAGAGAGAAAGAAGGAGAAGGGGAGAGGGGGCGAGCAGAGCACUCAGCUAGCAUGAGGAAGGCUUCUUCCUUCCCUGCUCAGUUAAUCUGGCUGUCAGUUGGUGUUAACGCUGCAGUUUAAGUGCUGGAUUCCCAGAGAAACAGACCAACCGUGGAAGGAAAGAAGGAAGGAAGAAAGGAAUCCAGGCAGGAAGAAGCAGCUGCAGAAGGAGAGUACAGGCAUCACAGAGAGGAAUAACGGGAAGGGGGGAACACCAAAUCUAUGAUUGGAUCUGAGCUUCUUUUUCGCCAAUGCAAAAAGGAAUAUGCAGCACAUUUUCGCCUUCUUCUGCACCGGUUUCCUAGGCGCGGUAGUAGGUGCCAAUUUCCCCAACAAUAUCCAGAUCGGGGGAUUAUUUCCAAACCAGCAGUCCCAGGAACAUGCUGCUUUUAGAUUUGCUUUAUCGCAACUCACAGAACCCCCCAAGCUGCUUCCCCAGAUUGAUAUUGUGAACAUCAGCGACAGCUUUGAGAUGACCUAUAGAUUUUGUUCCCAGUUCUCCAAGGGAGUCUAUGCCAUCUUUGGAUUUUAUGAAAGAAGAACUGUCAACAUGCUGACUUCUUUCUGUGGGGCUCUCCAUGUCUGCUUCAUCACACCAAGUUUCCCUGUUGACACAUCUAAUCAGUUUGUCCUUCAGCUACGCCCUGAGCUGCAGGAUGCCCUCAUCAGCAUCAUCGACCACUAUAAAUGGCAGAAAUUUGUCUACAUUUAUGAUGCCGACCGGGGUUUGUCUGUCCUGCAGAAAGUUCUGGACACAGCUGCUGAGAAGAACUGGCAGGUGACAGCCGUCAAUAUUUUGACAACCACAGAGGAGGGGUACCGGAUGCUCUUUCAAGACCUGGAGAAGAAAAAGGAGCGGUUGGUCGUGGUAGACUGCGAAUCUGAGCGCCUCAAUGCUAUCUUGGGCCAGGUAAUUGUAAAGCUGGAGAAGAAUGGUAUCGGCUACCACUACAUCCUUGCAAAUCUGGGCUUCAUGGACAUUGACUUAAAUAAAUUCAAGGAGAGUGGUGCAAAUGUGACAGGAUUCCAGCUGGUGAACUACACAGACACCAUUCCAGCUAAGAUCAUGCAGCAAUGGAAGAAUAGCGAUGCUCGUGACCACACCAGAAUUGACUGGAAGAGACCGAAGUACACCUCUGCACUCACCUAUGAUGGGGUGAAGGUGAUGGCUGAGGCUUUCCAGAGUCUGCGGAGGCAGAGGAUUGACAUAUCACGGCGGGGGAAUGCUGGGGACUGCCUGGCCAAUCCUGCGGUGCCCUGGGGCCAGGGGAUCGACAUCCAGAGAGCUCUUCAGCAGGUGCGCUUUGAGGGUUUGACAGGAAAUGUGCAGUUUAAUGAGAAAGGACGUCGUACCAAUUACACUCUCCAUGUAAUUGAAAUGAAACACGAUGGUAUCCGAAAGAUAGGCUACUGGAAUGAAGAUGAUAAGUUUGUUCCUGCAGCCACUGAUGCUCAAGCUGGUGGGGAUAAUUCAAGUGUUCAGAAUAGAACAUACAUCGUCACAACUAUCCUAGAAGAUCCUUACGUGAUGCUCAAGAAGAAUGCCAACCAGUUUGAAGGAAAUGACCGCUAUGAAGGUUACUGUGUAGAGUUGGCAGCAGAGAUUGCCAAGCAUGUGGGUUAUUCCUACCGACUUGAGAUUGUCAGUGAUGGAAAAUAUGGAGCACGAGAUCCUGACACAAAGGCCUGGAACGGCAUGGUGGGAGAGCUGGUCUAUGGAAGAGCAGAUGUGGCUGUGGCUCCAUUAACCAUCACCUUGGUCCGGGAAGAGGUGAUAGACUUCUCCAAACCUUUUAUGAGUCUAGGGAUCUCCAUAAUGAUAAAAAAGCCACAGAAGUCUAAGCCUGGGGUUUUCUCCUUCCUGGACCCACUGGCAUAUGAAAUCUGGAUGUGCAUCGUCUUUGCCUACAUUGGUGUGAGCGUAGUUCUCUUCCUCGUCAGCCGUUUCAGCCCUUAUGAAUGGCACAGUGAGGAGUUCGAGGAAGGGCGUGACCAGACAGCCAGCGACCAGUCCAAUGAAUUCGGGAUAUUCAACAGCUUGUGGUUCUCUCUGGGAGCCUUCAUGCAGCAGGGAUGUGACAUUUCUCCCAGGUCCCUGUCUGGCCGAAUCGUUGGUGGUGUCUGGUGGUUCUUCACCUUGAUCAUCAUCUCCUCAUACACAGCCAACCUGGCUGCCUUCCUGACUGUAGAGAGAAUGGUGUCCCCCAUCGAGAGUGCUGAGGACCUUGCAAAGCAGACAGAAAUCGCUUAUGGGACACUGGAAGCUGGAUCCACAAAGGAAUUCUUCCGGAGAUCUAAGAUUGCUGUGUUUGAGAAGAUGUGGACAUACAUGAAGUCAGCAGAACCAUCUGUUUUUGUGAGGACCACAGAGGAGGGCAUGAUUCGAGUGAGGAAGUCCAAAGGCAAAUAUGCCUACCUUCUGGAAUCUACCAUGAAUGAGUAUAUUGAGCAGCGGAAACCCUGUGAUACCAUGAAGGUGGGAGGUAACUUGGAUUCCAAAGGCUAUGGCAUUGCGACGCCCAAGGGUUCCGCCCUGAGAAAUCCAGUAAACCUGGCAGUGUUAAAACUGAACGAGCAGGGGCUAUUGGACAAAUUGAAAAACAAAUGGUGGUACGACAAGGGCGAGUGCGGCAGCGGGGGAGGUGACUCCAAGGACAAGACAAGUGCUCUGAGCCUCAGUAAUGUGGCUGGUGUGUUCUACAUCCUGAUCGGAGGACUUGGACUAGCCAUGUUGGUUGCCUUAAUCGAGUUCUGCUACAAAUCCCGUAGUGAAUCCAAGCGAAUGAAGGGUUUCUGUUUGAUCCCACAGCAAUCCAUCAAUGAAGCCAUAAGGACAUCGACACUCCCCCGAAACAGCGGGGCAGGAGCCAGCAGUGGUGGGAGUGGAGAGAAUGGUCGGGUGGUCAGCCAUGAGUUUCCCAAGUCCAUGCAAUCAAUUCCCUGCAUGAGCCACAGUUCAGGAAUGCCCUUGGGAGCCACAGGAUUAUAACUGAAGCUGAGGAAGACCCCUUGGGGAGCAGACCCAGGCUCCCCCAACCCCACCCCAAACCCUUCAGUGCCAAAAAGAAAAGAAAAAAUAAAUAAAAUGAACACAACCACCAUCAACCACCAUGACCACCCACGAGGAGAAUGAUUCAAAAGAUUUUUUUCUGAAGAACUGAAAAUCCAUUGUGCUGGUCCUUUCCCUUUUUUGAUUUUCCUUCCCCUUUUUCUGUUUGCUAAGUGAAGAUGAUAAAUAACACUAGACCGCAAUAAGGAGAAACUCAUCCUAACAGAGCCCAUGUCUCUGAGAACAAAGUCAAUGGAACACUAAUGGGAAAUCUGUAACUGUUUUUUUUUUUCUUUUAAUUCAGUUGUUAAUGUGAGUUAGAGUGAACAGUAUUUUUUCUUACUAAUAGCUAUGAUUUGCAGGUUUUGUUAGGUCCCUUCUUUCUCUUUACUUCCUAAACUAACAUUCCUUCCUUCCAUUAACAGUUUUCAGAUUAGAGAUUCAAGAUUCGUUCUCUUUUGCAAAGCAAAAUGAAAACAUCAACUUUCACACUAAUUCACUAUGGGAGCUCUCCAAGCUGUCCCCACUUCUUGUUUUCUGGCCACAGAUGGAGACAGGUGAUGCUGGAGGAGGGAGCUGCCUUCUCUAGGCAGGGCCCUGCCUGGGCACUGACUUAGAUGAAAAUUUCAACCCAAUUAAGGAUGGUAGAGAGAUAAAACAUUUAUUUCAAGGAGAAUAUACACUGCUGGAGGCUCCAACAAAGCUUUGUUUGGUGUGAAAGCCUUGAGUGGAAUAGUAUGUUUCUUCAGAGAGCCAACUGCAGCCCUGAGAAGCAUGUCCUAUGUCAAACUCAAGUUCAAAGGCAGUCUGAUGGCUAAAGGGCAACUGGUUCCUGAACCCAACAGAAGUUUGGGAACAGCAGAUAGCCAGGGCACUGUUGUCCACAAUUGUGACUUUUGAUCACACUCGUCAUCUGAGCAGGAAUCCCACAGUGGAACAGACUUUCUCUUCUGAACCUCUGAUGAAUGGAAGAAUGCUAAGCAAACUAAAUACUAAAGAAACAAUGAUAGGAGAGCUUCAGAAGUAGAAGCUUCACUGCAAGCAACAGAACUGUUCACAGUGUGCCUACCCUGGAAUACAGAAACCAGAGCCAAUUGACCAGACAUGAAGUUUAGGAUUUAGAAGACCCAGAGAAAUGUGUGGGCUUUUAUAUUAAUUUAAAAGUGUUCUUUUGGCAUGUGACCAGAUAACUCUGUGACAUGUUUGGAAAGUAAAAUGCCUAUGGCUGAAUUAUUUGAUGGAGAACAAAGGAAAGUAUUAGGUUAAGAAUACCAGGGGAUCAAAAAAAAAAAAAAGAGUAUCAGGGGACCUUACUAUCCCUGUCCCCAACUUCUAACCCAAGAAGGGUGGCUUUUUUCCUGGCUAAGACAGAAAUGAGGACAUUGGCCAAUAAGCUUAGAGUUGCUGCUACAAAGCUGGGAUCAAGCACAAUUGGGAAAAUGAUGUGGGUUACUGAAAAAAAGGGGAGGAGGGACUGGCUAUAGCUUUGGUUGGAAAGGAGCUUCCUGAGACAUGGCUUUCUUGGCAAUCUAAACUCUCUUUCUAAGUGCCAUCAGAUUCCAGCUCACAGCAGUCAGUUUUUUGGGUGCAUGACUCAGUGUGUACCAUAUGUCAUUAGCUUUUACUGAUAACCAUAUUCUGGCUUGUCCCCCACCUCCUUUUUCCAUCCUGUCCUCUAUGUUAAAGGUUAUUAUUUAACAACUGACAAACAAAAAGUUUAAUAGCCUACCUCUAAAUAGGUAUGGCAUGACUGGCUUCAUCUGAAUUCUCAGUGUUUACUCACCACUUCCAUCUGUCCUAUUCUCCUUUCAUCAGCCAUAGCAAAGAACCAUCCCCAAAUCAAACUCUCCACCCUUUCAACUCAACUGUGGUGAUUCAGUUUCUCAUGUGUCAGUGUGGGAGUGGUAUGUGAAGCAGGGUGCUCAAAUGAAUGAUAUCUUGUCAACUACUGCCAGCUAAAGUCCUCCUUAACCCCUACCCUCACACCAAAGUUUCUCAAUCCUUAGCCUUUCACUGUAGAUUGAAUAUGAUAGAACAUACGGAAGUCUGCAUUUUGGAGGUGUUGGAGUAACCCUCUGCCAUCCACAUACUUCAAAGACCUUUAACUUAUGGCCUUGGAAGAUGCCUCUCCAGCCACUGACGUUGCCAGCAACAUGGUCUGAUAAGAGAUACUGUCUCUGCCAGAAAUAAUGGUCAGUGUCAUAUGUGGGUCCAAGACUCCAGCAAAAGAUUCUCUUCAUUGAUGGGGGAAGGGGAACAGAGAAAACAAAAUCAAGAAAAAAGUUAACUUGUAUUAUGUAUUUUUACUACACUUUUCUUAAAAAUAGAGAAAUGGGAAAACUCUGAAAGAGAUUGACAUUUUUCUCAACAGGAAUCCAUAAUUAACAGUUGUGGCUUUCAUUAAAUUUUGUUCUUUGGUACCUUGGCCUUUUAUUUAAUAUCUAUAUUUGUUUUAACUCUCUUGGCAUAUGUGUGAGAGGAUGUUUGCUUGAUCGAACACUAAAUAUUUUUUAGUUCCUGUUUUUAAUUCAAAUAGCCAGAUUUUUUUUCUUUUCGUAUUUGCAUAAAUGAAAAUAUCAUCAAGAAUUAAAUCACUGUGGAUCCAUUA
Erinaceus europaeus (western European hedgehog) is the source of this 5827-nucleotide messenger RNA. RefSeq names its product glutamate ionotropic receptor AMPA type subunit 1 (gene GRIA1). Bases 436 to 3159 code for a protein of 907 amino acids. The record is from RefSeq and is a predicted model, not a curated record. Gene Ontology annotation, cellular component: dendritic spine; postsynaptic membrane; plasma membrane. Gene Ontology annotation, biological process: modulation of chemical synaptic transmission; monoatomic ion transport; synaptic transmission, glutamatergic. The transcript is spliced from 16 exons. Gene Ontology annotation, molecular function: AMPA glutamate receptor activity; transmitter-gated monoatomic ion channel activity involved in regulation of postsynaptic membrane potential. Lineage: Eukaryota; Metazoa; Chordata; Mammalia; Eulipotyphla; Erinaceidae.